Molecule: messenger RNA, 1659 nt
Organism: Symbiodinium sp. CCMP2456
Lineage: Eukaryota; Dinophyceae; Suessiales; Symbiodiniaceae
Source: the annotation of a GenBank genome assembly
AUGUCACCGGCCCUGGACGCCAUGGAUGUGAAGAUUCGUGGUGCGAAGGCUUCCGCCGCCCUUCAAGCGCCUCCCCAGGGCCACGGUGGCCACGUGCCGCGCUUUGGGAAGAGUCACAUAGAGAUUUCCAUCCCACAAGAUGCGGCCGACGAACAUGCAUACCCUCCAGAGGCCGUUCAGGUCCGCAAUACCUUCAUCCAUGUCGCGAGUCCAGGGCAGGGCGCUACAGAGGAGAUCGCCAAGAACGCCCUCUCGUGCCCGGCAAGCCAUGUGGGAUGGAUCCAGAAGCUCUUUACAGAGGACGACGAGGUUCCCAAGGCAGCGAAGCCCGUGAUCAGCUUAGAGGAUUCGCUGAUUUUCGAUGUUCCCAACACUCCGCACGAGGAGCCAUUGGCGGCAAGUACUUACGCCAACCGGGAUCAUGGCAAGCAGUGGCUGGCGACACAACCGCCGCAACAGCCUAUGCCGCCUGUGCACGACGCAGGGCUCUGUCCUCCUCGGCCUACAGUCCCGUGCGAGCCCCCACCCGCUUGCUAUGCAGGUGAUGAAGCAUACUUGCCUUACAGAAUGUACGAGGAGCCGUGGAUGCCGGCACCCGCGCCUAUGGCACCCAUGCACGAUCCGCAGCUGUGCCCUCCCCCGCACCCCGUCCCUUGUGAGCCAAAUCCCCACUUCUAUCAUCCCGGCCCAGAGCAGCCCCAUGCUCACGCACCGCCGAUGCCACUUCCACCACUUCCAUGCGAAGCUACUCACGGUUUCUACCCUCAUCCUCCUAUGCACGAUCCCCACAUGUGCCCUCCGCCCCAUCCAGUUCCAUGUGAGCCGACGGCCGGAUUCUACCCACCCCCGGAGGCACCUCAUGCACACCCCAUGCCAAUGCCAUGCGAGCCCCCACAUGGUUUCUAUCAUGCUCCUCCCCCAGAGGAGGCGCGAAGACCCAUGCUGCCGGUUCCGUGCGAGCCCAGACCCGGAUUCUACCAUCCACCUCCGAGCCGCGAGGACCCCAUGAUGCCGGUUCCAUGUGAGCACCGACCAGGAUUCUAUCAUCCUGCCCCAGGGCCCAUGAUGUCAGUCCAUGAACCCACUCCUGGCUUCUACCCUCCUCCGCCACUGCCACCCCCAUGCGAGCCUACCCCAGGGUAUUACCACCCUGCCUCUGAGGAGCCACGGGGCCACAUGAUGCCACUCCCAUGCGAGCCCAACCCUCAGUACUAUCGUCACCCCCAUGAAGAGACCCGAGGUCACACAAUGCCAGCGCCCUGCGAGCCGAGUCCCUACGUCUACCCUCCGUGCCCGGAGGAUCCCCGGGGGCCUUUGGCCACCUAUCCCAGGGAGGAAGCUUGCCGGCGCGACUGGCAGAGGCCUCCUCUGGAGACACAGGUUCGACCACAGGAGGAGGUUGGCCCCAAGCGCUCCGUGGAGGAUCUCCCCACGUGCCCUCCGUCCAUCCAAGUGCCCUCAGCUCCGGCCCCCGGCUCCGCAGAGUUGCCCAGUAUCGGCUCUGAGGGCCACGCCUCCGGCGAGUGCCGCCCUUGCGCCUUUUUGUAUGCCAAGGGUUGCCAGAAUGGCGCAAUGUGCCUUUUCUGCCACUUGUGUGAUAAAGGCGAGAAGAAGCGGCGACAGAAGGCGAAGAAGGCGUCCUUCCAGGGCGGCGCCUGA